AUGAGAGCCGCACUUGAGUGGCUGACCACAAGGAUGACCGCAACGGGCAUCUUUACACGAAAUCUCCUCAAAGAUCGCUUCGCGACAGGUAUUGCAAGGACCCUUGUGACAGAGUUCCGGGCAUGUGUGUCUUCCGCAUUUCAGCAUUCGACCACAUAUCCGAGUGCAGAUGUGUUCCGCCUCAAUAUCCUCAUCGAGAGGACGAAGGUGCGGCUUGAGCUUGCGACGAAGAGCUUGGCGCUCAAUGGCCUUCUGUUCUCCAGGGCAGCAUCUCUCGGUGCACGUAUGACGGCCACAAUGCAAGGUGGCCUUGCAUUGGCGGAAACACUGGGGAUGUUGAAUAUCACCCUGGUGACAGAUGCUCAUAGAGGUGUUGCGGCCACACUGACACUGAAUUGGGACCCGACGCAAACAGGCGCCGCAAGGCCCAGUAUGACAGAUUUGGUCGCAGGAAUGACCACAUGGAAGCAUCUUGCCACAUGGCUCGCGACAGUUGGGAAUUGGAUCUUCGCAAGAAGUACGAGCAGUGAAACCAGGGGUGCUGGCCAACGGCGUUUUUCCACACGGACAACGGACCACAACGUCUGGCGAUCGAGGACAAUGGGCGGGAUGCGAGUCCUGUGGAUGGCAUUCUUUUUGGCAGAAAUGCACACCACAAUCGAAUGGGCGACUGCAGGUUUCCUUGCAACCAAAGUAUCCAAUCCACUCCUCUUCAGAUCCAUCGUCACGGACUGUCUGGCUUUCCAUCUCGUCCUCCUUGGAGCUGCACAGCAUUUCGGUCUGCACUUUGCCGCAAUAACAACGAGCCUCGAUCGUGACCUCACAAGCACCACAUAA
Molecule: messenger RNA, 837 nt
Organism: Penicillium cinerascens
Lineage: Eukaryota; Fungi; Ascomycota; Eurotiomycetes; Eurotiales; Aspergillaceae
Exons: 2
Coding region: 1-837 (278 amino acids)
Source: RefSeq, a predicted model, not a curated record